AUGGAUCGAAGUGAGGCAGAACUGGGAGAUGCUCUCACUCGUUUCUUGCCACUUGGUCCUGGACUUGUAUACCUGGGCAAACAGAUUAGAAAGUAUUGUGAUAUGGCACUUCUUUCAUGUGCUUAUGCUGGAACUGGGAAUGUCCUUAAGGUCCAAGACCUUCUUUCUCAAUGUGGAGAGAAUCUUGAGAGAAAGAUCCGUUCUUUGGAGCGGAUGCUACAAUACGGAGAACAAAACAUUCGGCGUGCUGUGCCUUUGGCCCUUGGUCUCCUAUGUAUAUCAAAUCCAAAGCCAAGGAUGAUGUUGAUGGUUGACGAAAACCUGAAGCCACUGUCAGUGCCAGUGCGGGUAGGACAAGCAGUUGAUGUGGUUGGACAAGCAGGUCUGCCCAAGACCAUAACGGAUUUCCAGACACACUCUACACCUGUUCUCCUGGCUGCUGGGGAGAGAGCCGAGCUAGCCACCGACAAGUACGUUCUUCUUCCUACGUCCUUGUACACUUUCUGUUUCCAUAUGAAAAGCUUUGGUGGUGUGAUUAUAAAACUCGGACUUCAAAUUGCAAGCAGAUACAUUCCUCUGUCGCCGAUACUAGAAGGGUUCAUCAUCUUAAAGGAGAAUCCAGACUAG
This is a messenger RNA of Arabis nemorensis, 627 nucleotides long. The record is from the annotation of a GenBank genome assembly. Lineage: Eukaryota; Viridiplantae; Streptophyta; Magnoliopsida; Brassicales; Brassicaceae.